Cicer arietinum (chickpea) is the source of this 2621-nucleotide messenger RNA. RefSeq names its product auxin transporter-like protein 2. Lineage: Eukaryota; Viridiplantae; Streptophyta; Magnoliopsida; Fabales; Fabaceae. The record is from RefSeq and is a predicted model, not a curated record.
CACACUGCUUUUUAUCUCCAAAAUCUCUGCGUCAUCACUCACAUCACCACUAACCACACACCCAUUUUUUUAAAUAAAAAAAAAAAAACUCAAUUUUUUUUUCUUCCCAAAUCCAAAGCCACAAAAGCAGCACAAAAUUACUCCACCAUCUAUACCCUUUGUUGCUUGAAUUAAAUCUUUCUGCUUCUUUACUUAGCUUUUUGACUAUACACACAUUAUUUAUAAUAUUAAAAAGAAGAAUCCUCCACGUUGAUUAAUAUAUCUAAACUAUUGAACAAGUACAGUAACAAAAAGGGUCUUUUAUAAUUCUUAUAUAAUUCCACAUUUCCACUACUUGUAUUCUAUAUAAUAUAGUUCAGUUUCCUUCAGAAGAUAGAAAAAAACUCAUAGAGUCUAUUUUCUUUUUCCUGCUUUUGCGGCUUCUAGCCGUCUUUGCCGUUUAGCUUCUGCUUUUUUCUGUGCCAAUAUUAAAGCGGUGGCUUUUAUUACUACUCUUCAAAACUGUCACAAAAGAAACUAAUAAUAAUAACCAAAGUGUUGCAGUUUCUGAACCUAUAUCUGCAAAAUCUAAUUGCAUUUAAAGCUUUCUUAUAUGCAAAUUCUAUUAUAGAGAGAAAGAAUUCUUUAGCCAUUAUUAACCUAUAUCUUUCUCUCUGACACUAGCUUCUUUUUCUCAACUUAAGACAUUCAAUUACUCAACCUGUUUUGUUUUUCUUCUUAAAGGGUUUUUUUGGUUUUGGUUUUUUAACAACACUUUUGGAGAAAGAGACUUCACUAUUACACAAAGAUCCAUCACGUUUUUAAGACACAGAUUUUAUUUUUUGAGAAAAAAGAAAGAAAGACAAUGUUGCCUCAGAAACAAGGAGAGGAAGCAAUUGUUAGCAGCUUCAAUGAAACAGAUCAACAAGAAGGAAUUGGAAGAGAAGAAGAAGCAAAGGAACAACAAGAUCAAUCUGGUUUCAGUGUCAAAAAUUUUCUUUGGCAUGGUGGUUCUGUUUGGGAUGCAUGGUUCAGUUGUGCUUCAAAUCAAGUAGCUCAAGUGUUGUUGACACUUCCAUAUUCAUUCUCUCAACUUGGAAUGCUAUCAGGGAUUUUGCUUCAAGUUUUCUAUGGAAUACUUGGAAGUUGGACUGCUUAUCUUAUCAGUGUUCUCUAUGUUGAGUACCGUACUAGAAAAGAAAAGGAAAAUGUCAAUUUCAAGAACCAUGUCAUUCAGUGGUUUGAAGUGCUUGAUGGAUUGUUGGGUCCAUAUUGGAAAGCACUUGGACUAGCUUUCAAUUGUACUUUCCUUCUCUUUGGAUCUGUGAUUCAGCUUAUAGCUUGUGCAAGCAAUAUCUAUUACAUAAAUGACAACUUGGAUAAAAGAACUUGGACUUAUAUAUUUGGAGCAUGUUGUGCUACAACUGUGUUCAUACCUUCUUUUCACAAUUACCGAAUUUGGUCUUUUCUUGGACUUGGAAUGACAACUUACACUGCUUGGUAUCUCACUAUUGCAGCCAUUGUUCAUGGCCAGGCAGAAAAUGUGACACAUAGUGGUCCAAAAAAGCUAGUGUUGUACUUCACAGGAGCAACCAAUAUACUAUACACAUUUGGUGGACAUGCAGUUACUGUUGAGAUUAUGCACGCCAUGUGGAAGCCACAGAAAUUCAAGUACAUAUACUUGCUGGCAACUUUGUACGUUUUCACGUUAACGAUUCCUUCUGCUUCUGCCGUUUAUUGGGCCUUUGGUGAUGAACUUCUUAACCAUUCCAAUGCUUUCUCUCUCCUCCCAAAAAACGGAUUCCGUGACGCCGCCGUUAUCCUUAUGCUUAUUCACCAGUUCAUCACAUUUGGAUUUGCUUGUACUCCAUUGUACUUUGUAUGGGAGAAGGUAAUUGGAAUGCAUGACACAAAAAGCAUUUGUUUAAGGGCACUAGCAAGGUUACCAGUGGUGAUACCUAUAUGGUUUUUGGCCAUAAUUUUUCCUUUCUUUGGACCAAUUAACUCUGCUGUUGGAGCUCUUCUUGUUAGCUUCACUGUCUACAUCAUUCCUUCCGCCGCUCAUAUGCUCACUUACCGAAAAGCCUCUGCGAGACAGAAUGCUGCUGAGAAGCCUCCUUUUUUCAUGCCAAGUUGGACAGCAAUGUAUAUUUUGAAUGCAUUCAUUGUGGUAUGGGUUUUUGUGGUUGGGUUUGGGUUUGGAGGAUGGGCUAGUAUGACAAACUUCAUUAGACAAAUUGACACAUUUGGGCUUUUUGCUAAGUGCUACCAAUGCAAGCCUCCUAUUCCACCAUCUAUGGUAGGAGCACCACCCCCUCAUGCUCUUCAUCAUUGAAAAUUACAAUUCACUCACCUCAAUAUACUCUUAUUAUUAUUCUCUCAUCAUAGGUCCCUCAAUAUUUUGUAACAUACAUGGAGGGAUAUAGUAGUAAAAUACUUCACCCCUUCAUUUGGUGUGUGUGCUGGAUGUAUGUGUGUGUUUUGCAAGUUUUUUUCCUUUGUUUUAUUAUAUAGUUUUUUUUUCUUUUACCCUUUUUAAGAUUAGUUGAUUAAAAAAAAUAGUGUGGAGAAUGGUUAUGAUUCCUUUGCUAUAAAUGCAUAGGGUAAUGAAUUAAAUUAUUACAUGUGUUUUGGUAUCUUCC